CCCUCUGGGAACACAAAGCGAGCACUGGGAUUGGUGGCCACUCAGGAACCACUUCGACGAUGGCCACAGAAGGACAAAGGACGCUUUGACAAUGUUCGAGGCCGAGUGGCACACCGAGUGGCAUGCCCGAUAUAAAGGGAUCACUAUGCUGAAUGUAUGCCAAUACCUCCCUCCUCCGUUUCUACUCGCUUUUACAGCAGAGACACUGAUACCAUGCAUCGUGCCCUCUGUAUCUCCGAGAUCCUCCGCGAGGUCCUCAUCUACGCCUCACAGCAGUGCAUCCGAGACGCCACUUCCCAACGUGUAUGUACAUGGCACGCUUGCGGAGACGAGCUGUCCCAUUGUUCAACCUCGUGCGCGUACAACACUGAAACGCAUACACGUCCAACGCCUCGACACAUGUUCCUGCUUGCAGUCGUGCUAAGCUGCAAGACAUUCUCGAGCGUCGCGCUCGAUUUGUUGUGGCGUGUCCUUGACUCGCCGGAGCCUCUUCGGCGAUUGAUGAAGUGCUACAACAUCUCAGACGUGGAAGACGACGCUUUCCAGACAUGCACGCGUUAUCGAGCUUAUGCUAACCGUGUCAAAGGCAUACACUCCGGCGGCGAUGUGUCUCACUACCGCGAUGCUGCCAGGCGAGCAGGGGCACGCACCAAACAGUUUUUCACCCUCCCGAGACUCCGUUCAGUCCGUAUUGACGUCACGUCUUCCUCCAAGUACCAACGUCCCUUCGGACUGCUCACAAACGCGCUCACCGACGUAUGUCUUUCAUUCGUCGGCAACUCGCGACACUGGUGUCGAGCCAGGGCGUCGAGCUACGUCGACAACUACCUCCAGUCGUUAACCAAACAGCCCUUCCUGAAUACGCUGGAACUCGACUGGAUCCCGCUCGUCCCGGACCCUGCGUUGCUUAUCGGGCUUCCGAUGCUGCGGACGCUGCGGGUUGCGCUGCUAGCGAAUGUCGUCGAGGCGAUCCCCUUCCUACACGUAUUGCACAAGUCCCGCGUCUCCGAUGUCCGCGUCUUCAUCGAACAGGAGGACUGCGACAUCCCUGUCGUGGACUACCACAGAACGAGUGUCGGGGGCUCCGUGGAACUCUACCUGAGCGGAAACCCCAGUGCGCUCUGCUUGGAUCGCCUGAUGGGCAUCUUCCCGGAGGGCGAGCGCGCGACGGAACUGCACCUCGCCUGCGAGUUCGAGUGCCCCAAUAACCGUGCGUUCGCAGAGUCGCCUCUGUCCAGCCCCGCCGUCGACGCUCUCUGCCGUGCGCUGCGCUGCGAGCGGAGUACCGCCGCCGUGGCUCUCCGCGCCCCUCCAGACCUCACUCGGUCGUCGUCCGACGGGUGGUUCACCUUCGCCGCGAUACAGCCGCUGCUCCGACUACGAUGCAUGACGCGAUUCGAGGUCAGCGCGAACGUCCGCUUCGAGCUCUCCGACGCGAACAUGGACGCCCUCGCGCGCGCGUGGCCCGACCUCGAGGCGCUCGAACUCCGCUUGUACCACGACAGCCUGCAGGGCCGCGGCGUCCUACCGACGACGUGCCCCACCUUCCGCAGCUUGGUCUCGCUCGGUCGACACUGCCGCAGGCUGUGCGAGGUGCACCUACCAUUCCGCGCUGACCUGGACGACUUGAGCUGCGAGGAAUGGUCGGCACCACAUGAGGCGAAUCGGUCUGUUCGAUGGCUCACGGUUGAUGGCGGAGAGGUCUUGUGUAGUGAGGGCAAGGUGGUAGGCAUGGCUCUGCAGCGGAUCUUCCCGUGUGCGACGCUUGACACGCACAACGUCUUUGACAUGGUGACAUGGGAUGGUAUCAUACAGGCGAAAUUACGGUCGAAAUUGAACACAGACAUGUACAGACAUUCAAUCUAAUGUAAUGUUUUUGUCUGUUUCGUACUUUCUGCUCUCACAGUCAGGCUCCUCCCCAUCCGGCAGGGGGGAUAGAGGGACCAGUCGAGAGCGAAAUACCAUUGUGAUUCUUGUC
Rhodofomes roseus is the source of this 1978-nucleotide messenger RNA. RefSeq lists its product as uncharacterized. The record is from RefSeq and is a predicted model, not a curated record. NCBI's taxonomy places the organism in Eukaryota, Fungi, Basidiomycota, Agaricomycetes, Polyporales, Fomitopsidaceae. The coding region runs from base 157 to 1866 and encodes 569 amino acids. The transcript has 3 exons.